GGACUUCCUGUUUGGGCUUUUUCUGGGAACGUGUGUUUUUUUUUUUCCUCUCUUGACAUAAACAUGGAUGGGAGGCAGAUAAUAAACCCUCUUGUGUGCUUAAACAUCACGAGAUGUAGCCUCAGCCACAGGCAACACUGAAGGAAACCUGGAGUCUAUUUUUCCCCCGUUAUUUUCCACGUUAUUUUUCUUUCCCCUCCACUCAGUCGGAGGAGUUUCCUUUUGUCUCUAGCGGUGGGGUUUUUUUAAUCCGUGUGACCAUGGACAUGUACGGAUACAGCGGGGUCCUGUUGGUCAGGAGAUUCCUGGAUAAUUCUCCAUUUGAAGUCACGAACAUGUCGGACAUUAACAAGGCGAAUCCUCACGGCUGCGACAACGGAGCCCUGACGGACCGGUUCGGGGUCCUGAUCCAGGGUCUCCUGGCCAUCGUCGCCUUCAGCACCCUGAUGUUGAAGAGGUUCCGGGAGCCUGUAGGGAUCAGACGGCCGUGGAGGAUCUGGUUUUUCGACACGUCCAAACAGGCCAUCGGCGCCUUGUUCAUCCACUUCGCCAACGUCUUCCUGUCCACCCUGACCAAAGAAGACCCCUGCUCUCUGUAUCUGAUGAACUUCCUGCUGGACGCCACGCUGGGGAUGCUCGUUAUCUGGCUGGCAGUCAAAUUGGUAUCCAAGCUGGUGGAGUACAAGCAGUGGACGCUGCUCAUGUUUGGGGAGUACGGUGACCCUCCUCAGGCAGCAGCGUGGCUGGGCCAGUGUGGCGUCUACCUGCUCAUCAUGGUGCUGGAGAAAGGUGUGAUCAGCCUGGUGCUGCUCGUCCCCGGAUGGUCCAAGUUGCAGGAGGUGUUGCUAAGCUACAUCGCUAACCCUCAGCUGGAGCUGGCUCUGGUCAUGCUCAUAGUGCCCUUCAUCGUCAACUCCAUCAUGUUCUGGGUGGUGGACAGUUUGACGAUGAGGAAGUACAAGACAAUGAAGGGCCUGGACGACUCGUGCGACAGCUCGGUGCAGAAGGCCGACUCCCUGCCCUGGACGAACAGCGACGAGUCGCGGGCGCUGCUGACGGUUGAGACCGACACCGAGGAGGCUUCGGAGGGGGAAGAGGAGCCGGACGAGGCCGGACCAGUCCCUCAUGUUCAGUAUUCAGGCGGCCCACUGAGGCCAAGCUGGGUGGUGGUGUAAACCCAGGUGACUUUACCUCCGACUCAUCCAUCCACUAUCCACACACACACAAAUAAAACUAAAAUACCAUGCAUCCUUAUCUCCUCCAGACUAAAGGUCUAAAUAUCAGCUUCUUUGCAAGCAAGGGCGCAAAUUAAAGGUUUUUAUAACCUGUGAAUGUGAACCACUCUACAGCCUCAGCUGCCUUCGUCUACAUCCAAGGGUUUGAAUAUUUACGACUGGAGCUUUAAUCGGUGCACACAUGUGACACCAAAUUGGGAGUUCAUGCUCUCACUUUGCUGCAAGAGAACAUCAGAGGAGCCACAGCUGAGUGUAUGUGUGGAGGGAGAUCAUUAAGUAGGGUGUAAUCUGUAAUAAAUCUGUCCUUCCUUCACUCUGGGGACUUUUGGAAGUGAUGUUCCUCUGAAGAGAAUCAUUUAUCGUGUAUUCCAGAGAGAGUAAAGUAUACCGUAUAUUUAUAAAAGCUCUGUCAAAUAUAGGAAACCUUUUCAUAUCAAGGUAAUUAUAGUCAUUCCUACACGCUCUGGAUGAGCUGCAGCCUAUUUUUUAUAUAUAUAUCUAUGUAUAUAUAACCGUACACUCAUCGGGCGUCUAGACAAUUUUUUUUUACGACGGGCUGCUUCUGAUUAAUUAAAAAUAGGAAAAAAAACUUUCAUGUCAUGGUUGAAAAGAAACAAAUGAAACUGUUGGCACGUUCUGACAGAAAGUUGGGACCUGGAGCGCUCCCAGUUUUACGGGACCAUGACGUUCUUAUUUAUGAGGUUCAAAUUUUAUUUGCAAAUUAUGAAUUUUAAUGGGAGAAUUGGAACUUUUCCUUAAAUAUGACCUUAUUUUUGAUAUUUCUUCUCUCAAGAGAACCUGUAAUACAUGUUUAACUCUACGUUGGAUGGCACAAAAGCUGUGUAUUACAUAUUUUGCAAGGUACGGCACAUUUAUUUAUUCUGUUAAUACUUUCUUUAGUGCGUAUACAUAUGUGACUUUAUACUCUGUGGUCCAGUCUGUGGUAGAUGAUGUCAGGAUAGAAGGUUUAGUGAGAGAUUUGAGCGAUUAUUCUGCAAUUUAUCAUCCUUUUACUUGUUUACAUUUUUAAGGUUCUGUGAUAUCCCUGUACUUUUUAUUUUGUAUUUAUCUUGUGUAUUUUUUUUUUUAUUAUUAUUAUCAUUUUUAAUUAUAACUUAAUUACAACGGCACAAAACGUCCCAGGUGCUCCUUUACGCCGAAUGUAUCUCUGCGCUACAAAUAAAAAUGAUUGACACACGAA
Molecule: messenger RNA, 2436 nt
Organism: Mugil cephalus (flathead mullet)
Lineage: Eukaryota; Metazoa; Chordata; Actinopteri; Mugiliformes; Mugilidae
Gene: tmem110l
Product: transmembrane protein 110, like
Exons: 8
Coding region: 261-1175 (304 amino acids)
Cellular component (GO): membrane
Source: RefSeq, a predicted model, not a curated record